Scaptodrosophila lebanonensis is the source of this 6521-nucleotide messenger RNA. It is a transcript of the gene Root, whose product is annotated as rootletin. The coding region runs from base 1 to 5943 and encodes 1980 amino acids. The transcript is spliced from 10 exons. Lineage: Eukaryota; Metazoa; Arthropoda; Insecta; Diptera; Drosophilidae. The record is from RefSeq and is a predicted model, not a curated record.
AUGUUAAGCCCCGCACCACCCAUAGCUGAUUCCACGAAUGCGCUGUUGCGCCAGAAUCAGGAGUUGCGGCAACGGUUAGCUGAUGAAUCGCACAGCUAUCGACGACGACUGGACACCUACAAGCAGGCGCAACAGAAUCAAGCGAAUCUGGUGAGCAGACUCCAGUCGAAGAUACAGCAGUAUCGGCAACGUUGCAGCGAUCUGGAGGACCGCAUGCAUGAGACCAUUAAGCCAACCUCUACGGCAGCGACAACUACUUGUCCACCAAAGCUGACGACGGGACCAACCGCGAGCCAAGUAAUGAUCUGUCCCUGCAAUAAUAUCCGUGGAUAUUCUUUGUGCUUUCAGUGCUCCACUUCCUUAACACUCGGUCAGUCGAGUUUGCCCUGCAGCUCGUCGCUGGACUCUCCUCCACCCAGCUGUGCACGCGACUAUGUGCAUGACGAUGGCAGCGAACUGUGUCGCAAGCUGGAGGAGGAGCACAAUCGCUGUGAGCAGAUCCUGGCACAGAACAAUGCAUUGCGGCAACAGCUGGAGGAAUCCAAUCGGGUCAACGAGGCGCUGACCAAUGAUUUGCAAAAACUGACCAAUGAUUGGUCCAAUAUGCGCGACGAGCUAUUAAUAAAGGAGGACGAGUUCAAGGAAGAGGAGCAGGCCUUCAAGGACUACUACAACAGCGAGCACAAUCGUCUGCUGAAAAUGUGGCGGGAAGUUGUGGCGGUCAAACGUGCCUUCAAGGACAUGCAGACCUCGAUGAAAAAUGAGGUGGCCAAAAUGGGUAUGGAGAUCAACAGCGUGAGCAAAGACAUCAAUGGCAGCAAUUCGAGUGUGGCCUUCAAUCACCAGCAGGCCAAGCGUGCCGCUGAUGAGGAGCUGAAGCUAUCACGUCGCGAAAACGAUGAUUUGCAGGCCCAACUGGCCACACUGAAGGUGCAAUACGAGAGUGCCCGGCAUGAGAUAAUGGAGCGUGAUCAGCGACUGCUCGAACUGAUGAAUCAACUGAAGAAGCUUGAAGAUCGGUGCGCCCAAGCGGAAUCGCAGGCGGCCCUGGCUAAUCGCUACAAUGACGAAAUCGAGCGACUGAACAAUUCCAUGCGCGAAAUAGCUCAGGCUGUUGUACAAGAUGCCGAGAUCGCCGAUCGCGAGGCAGACGCCGAGGUCGGCGGGGCCAUGCAGCACAUGCACUUGACGCGUGAUUCCGCUUCAGUUGCGGGUGGUGGUGGCGGCAGCAAAUCUCCGAGACGCAAUUCGACGCGCGCAUCUCAAGCAUUUGCCGAGGGCACCAUUUCAGCUGUACAGGCAGCGCUGCACAAGUACCAGUUGGCCCUGCACGACAUGCAGGUUAAAUUCCAGAAUGCCAGCGAAAAUCUACGCACUACCAAAACCCAAUUAGAUACCAGCGAGGGCACCAAGACCCUCCUGACCACUAAAAUGCAGCAGUUGACGGAGAAACUGGAUGCCAGCAAUUCCAAAUUGUCCGAGCUGCUAAAGGAGCGAGAGAGCCUGCAGAAGACGCUCGACGAGAUUCGUGCACAAAAACAACAGUCGGAAAUGGGACGCGCUGAUUUGAAUAAUGCGUUUGAAAACCUGAGCAGCGAGUUCGAGAAACUGCAACUGAACUAUGGAAAGCUGCAGAAACGCAUUGACUCACUGGAGGAGGACAAAAAGGCAGUGGAAUUGGAAAUACAACGCAUAUUGAAGGACAAAAAUAUAACUGAAUUAAAUCUGAGAUCUGAGGAAGAUCGCAGCAGCCGCUUGCGUGAGGAAACCAUUUCUUUGCGUGAAGAACUCAAUCGCGUCAGUCUUAAUCGAGAUCUACUUGAGCAACAGCGCAUCGAGUCCGACAACCUCAUUAAUAUGCUGGAGAAACAGAAAUCCGAUUUGGAGUAUGACUUGGACAGGCUGCUGCUAGAAAAGUGUGACCUGCAGGAGAAGCACGAAAAACUUUCGAACAACAAUUGCUCCACCAGUGAUGAGCUUAAGUCUGUCCAGAAUUGUUUGCUUGAUGCUCAGGAAGAGCGCAAGAAAUUGCGUUUGCAGGCCGCCGAUCAGGCCAACGAAAUUGGUGAACUGAAGAAAGAGCUGGCGGUAUUGGACAAGGCGCGUCUUGAGCUAGAGACAGACAAUCUCUCCUAUAGCGAGAAGAUCAAAUGUCUGCAGCUGGAGAAGGAGAAGAUUCUGCAAGAUCUGGCUUGUGUAACACGCGAUCGUGGUGACAUACACAACCAGCUGACGGCCAUGUGUCGCAAGAAGGAGGCCCUCAACGAGGAGCUCAUGCGUACACGGCAACGUCUCGAACAAACCACGGAAACGAAUAGCCGACUCAAUCGCAAUCUCGAAGAAAUGGUCAAGGACGUGGAGGAGAAACAGGUGGUCAUUGAUUUGCAUGAGAAAGACACGCAUCGUUUGAACGAGCUAUUGGCGGCAAUGCGUUCCGAGAAGGAAUCCCUAGAUGCCGUGCUUUUCGACACCAAUACUACCCUAGAGGCCACUGAGGAGAAACGCAGUCAGCUGGAACGUGAUCUGCAGGAAGCAUUGGUACGGGAAGAGUCCUUGAAGAAUCAUGUGGCCCGAUUGCAAAAAGAUCUUGAGCAAUGCCAACGCAAGUCACAGGAGACCAAGACGCAACUGCUUAAUGCUGCACGAGCAGCGGAAAAUGACUUCAAUCAGAAGAUCUCUAAUCUAAAGGCCGCCGCCGAAGAUGCAGCCAAGAAACAUGGCGACGAGGUAUUGCAGCUGCGCAAUGCGCUAGAGAAGCGAAUGCAACAAGCCCUUCAGGCACUGCAAACAGCCAAGGACGAUGAGAUUGAGAAACUACAGGAACGCCUAGCCGCGCUCCAAGCACACAUAGAGAGUCUGGUGCAACAGCAUGAGGAAGCCCUGAUUCGCGCUGAAAACGAAAAGCAGCAGGCUCUUUUGAUGGCACAUCGGGACAAACAGGCGGUAGCCGAGCGACUCGAAGCCGUCGCGAGGGAUCUGAAGACGGAACAAGAGGCAUUGGAUCGCAACAAACGGGAAGCUAAUGCACGUGAUGAAAAGCAGCGUUCGGCCAUAGCACAACUUAAGGAUGAAAUCGUACACAUACGCACUAAAGAGGAGGAGAAUAAAAUCAAAUUGGAAGAGUGCAUACGGAAGCAGGAGCUGCAGCUAACCAGCAUACGUGAGGAGCGUGAUACGCUCUUCAGGCUAUCUGAUGAGCUGAAGAUGGAAAUCCGGCUGAAGGAGGACAAAAUGGAAGGCACCAACAAUGAACUGCAGGAUGCACUGCGAAAGGCCAAGGAAGGCGAGGGUUACAUCGAUAGUUUGCGUAAGGAGUUAACUGAUACCCGACGGCAAUUAGCAGACAGCAACAUUGAACGCGACAAGUACUCGAAUAGCAACAAGGAGCUACGCGAUCAUGUGAAACGCGUCGAGGGUGCCAAACGAGAGCAGGCUCGGGCAAUUGAGGAGGCGUUGCAAAAGAUAAGCAAUCUGGAAGAGACAAAGAACACGCUGGAAAAUGAACGCACCCGUCUGAGCACAAUACUUAAAGAGACGGAGAAUAACUUUACGAAAACCACGCAAGAGUUCAAUGCGACCAAGGCAACACUGCAUAAGACGCAAAUGGAGUUCGCCCAGAAGGAGGAAGGCGGUAAGGAAUUGCAGGGAAAACUACUGAGUGAGACGGAGCUCAAGGAGCGUGCACAGCAGGAAUUGUGUCAGAUAAAGAAGCAGCUCUCCGAUCUGGAGGCAAAUCUGUGUGCCACACGGCAGGAGUUGGCUCGUGCGCGUUGCCACAACAAUCAGGAGGAACAUCGCUUCCAUGCACGCGAGCAGGAGCUGGCCACCCGUAUGGAGGAGGCACGCGGACGCGAAAAGCGCCUCGAGGAUCAAAAACACAAUCUAGAGGUGUGCCUGGCCGAUGCCACGCAACAGAUACAGGAGCUAAAGGCGCGCCUGGGUGGAGCCGAGGGUCGCAUACGGGCUCUGGACGAACAACUGGCCUGUGUCGAGCUGCACAAGCGUGAUACCGAGCACAAGUUAAGCUCUGUGGUGCACACGCUGCGCAGAAUUGCCGGCAUUCAAAUCGAUGGCAGCGUCAAUUUAUCGCAUCGUUUGGUUAGUCCAUCUCGUCGUUUUAGUCCUUCACGCAGCGGGGACUACGACACACGCAGCACUUCCCAGUGUCCUGACGCACCGAUCGAUGUGGAUCCCGAUCUCGUGCGCAAAGGUGUGCGCAACCUUAUGCACCAGGUGGCGCAGAUCGAGCGUGAAAAGGACGAUUACAAGUCACAGCUAUGCGCUGCCAAAAAGCAGCUACAAGAUGCCGCCGAGCAGCAACUACGCUGUGAUACCAAGGUGGGAAAACUACAGAUGCUGCUCCGUAAUCUGCAAGAAGAGAAGAGCAACCUGGAAACGGAACGAAAGAUGAAGAUAUCGGAGCUUAAUGCACUUGAAGAAAAAUUCAAGCACCGCAGUGACGAAUGCCAAAUGUUACGGGAGCGUUUGGCACAAACGGAAAUGCAAUUAGGCGCCACAUCUGAGGAAAAUUCGCAGAAUGAGGAUCGCCUAGAAAAGUGCCGUCAGCAUGGCGCUAAGCUGGAAAAUGAAAAGCGUCAGCUGCAAGAAGAGCUGGCCAAGGUGGAGGGACGCGCCAGCAAACUGGAUCUGCAACGCGUGGCCAUGGAGGGCGACCUCACCCGUCUACAGAUGGCACUCCAAGAAAAAGAUUGCAACAUAAGGCAGGUAUCAGAGCGCCUUGAAAACCAAAAUCGCGCCUUGGCGCAGCUGGAGGAUCGCUGCACAUCGCUUAAGUCCACAGUGGAUCAGAUGAAGGAACGACUGCAAAAAGCAGCAGUCACUGAAACCGAACUGCGUGGUGAGAUAAAAACCCUAAACAAGGAGCUUUCGGAACAGGGCCACUGCUCACAGACAAAUGAGGAUAAGCUGAAGCUGCUGCAGAAAUCACUGCAAACGGCGGAGAAUGAAAAACGCAUCUUAACCGAACGUCUAGACAGUGCACAGACUAAUCUUAAUGAGCUACGACGCAGCCAGCAGGCUCAGUUGGAUGGUAAUCAGCGUUUGCAGGAACAGGUUACGGAUCUGGAGGUGCAGCGCUCCGCACUCGAAUCGCAGCUACGCAUUGCCAAGUGGAAUCAGGAGUCGAAUGAUAAGCCCAGUCUUGGUAAUGUUAAUGGCGGCAGUCGCGAGGAGGAGGAGCUAAGUCGUCAGUUGAAAUCCUCACAACGUGAGAAAUCUGAGCUGCGCAGCAAGCUGCAAACCUUGCAGGAUAAGGUCAAGCAGUUAGAAUGCGAGCGCAAGAGCAAAUUUUCAAGUGGAAAUGCCUACGAUCGUGCUGAGAAAUCAAGUUCCUAUUAUGGUGGGGGUGUAGGCGGAGGUACAGGUGAUCGGAUGGCAGAUAACGGCGAGUACGAUUCCAAUCGCUUUGACAGUGGCAACAACGGAGCCUAUAGCUGUGGCUUAGACCAUGCUGUCAUUGAACAAGAGACGCGUGAUUUACGCUUAAAGGUGCGUCGCUUGGAAACGCUGCUCGCCGAGAAGGAAUCGGAGCUGGCGCGUUGUAAAGCACGCAUGCAUGACAGCGCCAAGUGCGUGGAUGGAAUGGAUUCGGAGCGUUAUCGGAGUGCCCAAAUGCAUGCAGAAAAAUUAUUGGAUGCGCGCGAACAAUCCCACAAGCAGCAAGUGCUAAGGCUUGAAAAUCAGAUUUCCAUGUUGCGCGAACAAUUGGCACAGGAGGCUAAGCGGCGUCAACAAUAUAUUCUGCGCAGCUCCAAGGCCAAUCGAGAGAUGCAACAUUUGCGCAGCACGUUGGGCGAUUCGUUGCGCAAUGUCUCACAGCAUCCAGUUGACUCACAUCUGCUGGAGAGUGAGACCAGGCGCUUGGACUCGGCGGUGUCCAUGAGUUUGCCGCCCUCUACGUGUCGCGACUAUGAACGCGAUUAAUUGGCUUGUUGGUUAUUUGGUAACUUGAUCCCGCCAAGACUUUUGAAGCAUUAACUGCCAGCUUAAAAGCAAAAGAGCUGCAUUUAUUUAUGGCAAUUGCAUUAAGCCUACAAAGAUAAACAAUAUUUAUUUAGUAGUCAUCCAAUACUAGUCACGCUCGAGUUAAAAAUUGGGCAUAGUCGUCGUCACUACUCAUCAAAAUGAAUCUAUCAACAACUAUUUAGUACAAUUCUAGCUGUUCAUUGUCUGCUCGCUAGACAAUCGAAUAUAGUGCGCAACAUGAUCUUUCGCAUAAGAAAAAAAUGAAAACUUCAAUCGACAUUCAUCUUUCCACAUACAUGCAUUAAACAGUCACCAGUUCCAAUUCUCCUUAAAAACUGGAGAACACCGAACAAUAUACAUAUACAAGUAUACAAUAUACUUACAUACAUACAAUGAACUAAAAAUUACCAGAUGUUUGUAUGCAUUUAUAUUGUUAUUCACCCAUAGCUGCACCAAACCUCUGAAGAUACAGAAACAUAUAUGGUUAAUUUUAAAAAACUCUAAUAAAAACUCCAGAGCUCCGCAAAUUUUAUAAA